GUGCGCUGUCUCUUAAUCCCAUUUCUGCUUUGCGGCGUCCGGUAUGUCUGCACACGAAUUGGAGGAUUAUAAAACUGGGACCGCGCGCGCUUCAACAGCCUUGCUGAGUUCUUCCGUGGCGCUUUUACUUUGGCACAACCAUCGUCUCGAGUGAGAAAAGUGAAAGUGUCGCUCUCUUUUGUAUUGCCAGAGAAAUCCCCGCCGAGGCCCACUGCAGAUAUGGGGCGUCAGGAGGCCGACGACGUGUGGAAAAAAGACACGCAGGACAUCCAGGAGAUUUUUGACUUCAUGGAGGAGUUGGGAUCAGGCGCCUUUUCCGAAGUUUACAUGGUGAGGGAGAAGAAGACGGGAAGGAGGUUCGCAAUGAAAUGCAUCAAGAAGAAGCAUACCAGGGACCUCAACCUGGAGAACGAGAUUAACGUGCUCAGGAGAAUCAAACAUGAGAACGUGGUGGGGCUGGAGGAUUUCUAUGAAAGCCAGACGCAUUUCUACCUGGUCAUGCAACUCGUUUCCGGCGGCGAGCUCUUUGACCGUAUCCUGGAUCGAGGUGUGUACUCUGAGAGGGACGCCAGUCGUGUGAUCCAACAAGUGUUGCAGGCUGUCAGCUACUUGCAUCAGAGCGGCGUUGUCCAUCGGGACCUCAAGCCAGAGAACAUUCUGUACUACAGCCCAGAGGAGAACUCCAAGAUCAUGAUCAGUGAUUUUGGCUUGUCCAAGAUGGUGGACAAAGGUGUUAUGUCCACUGCCUGUGGCACCCCAGGAUAUGUUGCUCCUGAGGUGUUGGCACAGAAGCCUUACAGCAAGGCAGUGGACUGCUGGUCUAUUGGAGUGAUCACCUAUAUCUUACUCUGUGGCUAUCCUCCUUUCUACGAAGAGAGCGAGACUCGCCUUUUCUCCAAGAUCAUCAAGGCGCAGUACGAGUUUGACUCGCCCUUCUGGGACGACAUUUCCGAAUCGGCCAAAGACUUUAUCCGAAACAUGAUGGAGAAGAACCCCCUCAAGCGCUACAACACUGACCAAGCACUCCGACACCCCUGGAUCAUCGGAAAGACGGCCCGCAGCCAGGACAUCUACUAUUCCGUCAGUGUGCAGAUCCAAAAGAACUUUGCCAAGUCCAAAUGGAAGCAAGCCAUCAAUGCCACUGUGGCCAUCAACCACAUGAAGAAGCUGCAGCUUGCGCACGCCGCAGCCGGGCAGGUCCCCAAGAUUGCUCGUAUCCCGGACAUCCAUGUGGUCAAGGCAUCCUCCCCUGUCUUGCAACACAAAGGCCUAAAUGUACACGAUGACCAGGAGGCCGAAGGGAAAAUGGCGUCUGCGAGCCACAUGAGUCUGCCCGACAGCCAUGUGGACCUCAGGUGCCACUUCCACCCGCUGAAGGCCAACCACAGCAUGGAGCACCCGCCCACCAUCGCCGAGACGGAGAAGUACAUCUUCCACUCGGAACCCGCCAACCUCAACGGAUAUGGCAAAAACAGAAUUGGAAAGACCUUUCAGACCAGCGUUUGCUCCAUCAUGUGAAGCUUGAGUCAAGUUUACUUGGAGAAAAACUACUCUUUCCUUGGUUUGUGUAGCUGUUACACACUGAGCAGCUCAGCAGCAUGCGGCUGUUUUGUCUACAGCGCCACCCGGUGCUGAGAAUGGGAAGUGGUUAACCCUGCCUGACAUGAGCCAUCUGUCUGCAAACUCUCCACUGCAGCCAAUGGGACACAUUUGUCACAUUGGUGUUGUCAUUUAGUUACGAAAGUGCCUAGGAGGCUUUCGACAUACAUUGGCAACGAAAAACAAUGAUCGACAAUUUCUGAUUUUCUGAAAUGUUGAGCA
This is a messenger RNA of Syngnathus acus (greater pipefish), 1821 nucleotides long. RefSeq names its product calcium/calmodulin-dependent protein kinase type 1D-like. The coding region runs from base 220 to 1518 and encodes 432 amino acids. The record is from RefSeq and is a predicted model, not a curated record. Gene Ontology annotation, cellular component: intracellular anatomical structure. NCBI's taxonomy places the organism in Eukaryota, Metazoa, Chordata, Actinopteri, Syngnathiformes, Syngnathidae. Gene Ontology annotation, biological process: peptidyl-serine phosphorylation. Gene Ontology annotation, molecular function: calcium/calmodulin-dependent protein kinase activity; ATP binding; calmodulin binding. The transcript is spliced from 12 exons.